Molecule: messenger RNA, 846 nt
Organism: Medicago truncatula (barrel medic)
Lineage: Eukaryota; Viridiplantae; Streptophyta; Magnoliopsida; Fabales; Fabaceae
Exons: 1
Coding region: 1-846 (281 amino acids)
Source: RefSeq, a predicted model, not a curated record
AUGCUAAGCUGGGAACAUAACCCUAGUUUUGUUUGGCGAAGUAUUCUCAGCGUCAAACUGGUGGUUAGACAAGGAGCUCGUUGGAAAAUUGGUGCGGGAUUCGAUAUUCCCAUCAUUAGCGAGCCAUGGAUUGGCUCAGGUUCCAGUAUUCCACCCGUUGGUGAUGAUAUGUUGGCCCUUCAACCAUAUUCAGUUGGUAAUCUAAUUGACCAAGAGCGCAAAGUUUGGAAUGAACCAUUGGUCCGUCAACUUUUUGCAGUAGAAACGGCCAAUAACAUCCUGAAUACUCCUCUGCACCAUCAGGUCGAGAGGGACAAACUGAUUUCGAAGGCGGAGAAAAAUGGCCAUUAUUAUGUGAGAAGCGCAUAUCGUAUCUGCAUAGAAGAAGUCAUCAACAAUGACCAUUUGCGCAAACCAGGGUAUUGGAGUGACAUCUGGAGAUUAAAAGUCCAUCCCAAAGUCAAGAACUUGGUAUGGAGAAUCUGUAGAGAUUGUUUGCCAACUCGUGUGAAACUACGAAGUAGAGGUGUUAACUGCCCCUCAGAAUGUGUCAGGUGUGAUGACCCCCAUGAAGAUAGUUACCAUUUGCUGUUUCAUUGCCCGAUAACAGUUAAUAUAUGGCAGACUGCAAAUCUUUGGCACUUGAUUGCCCCAUCUAUUCACCAAUUUGAUAAUGCUCCUGAUAAUAUUGUUACCAUAAUGUGGAGUAUAAGGAAAGCCAGGAAUAUGAAGCUUUGGCAACAAGUGUCAGACUCGACUUUCACCAUUUUGGAAAGAGCAAAACAUCUUCUAGAAGGCUGGCGAAGUGCUAAUCGCAAUAAAUCCCUUUUAAGGCAUGAUAAUUAA